This is a messenger RNA of Bacillus rossius redtenbacheri, 973 nucleotides long. RefSeq names its product ejaculatory bulb-specific protein 3-like. The record is from RefSeq and is a predicted model, not a curated record. Bases 126 to 518 code for a protein of 130 amino acids. Lineage: Eukaryota; Metazoa; Arthropoda; Insecta; Phasmatodea; Bacillidae. The transcript has 2 exons.
CGUCGGAAGACGCCUGAAGCGACGCCUCCGAGCGGGUCAGCGCAGUUAUAAAGAAGACGGUGUCUCCGUCUCCGCCGACAGUGUUGAGUCCGACGCCCGAAUCCUCCUCCUCCUCCCCGUCAGACAUGAGGACCUUCGUGCUCGCGUGCCUGCUGGCCUGCCUGCUGGCGGCGGCCGAGUCGCAGGACAAGUACCCGUCGCAGUUCGACAACUUGAACCUGGACGAGAUCCUCGGCAACAACCGCACCUUGGACAGCUACAUCAAGUGCCUGCUGGGCAAGGGCGGCUGCACCCCCCCGGGCAAGGCGCUCAAAGACAACCUCCCUGACGCCCUGGCCACGGGGUGUGCCGACUGCAGCGACAGCCACCGCAGCAUGGUCAAGAAGGUCUUGGCCUUAAUGAAGGUCAAGAAGCCCGCCGAGAUGAAGCAAGUGAUGGACGUGUACGACCCCAACGGAGAGUACAGGGCCAAGUACGGCGAAUACCUGGAACGUUUUCCGGACGAGCGUUCCUCUUAAUUCUUUGUAAAUUUAUUCCCACGAACGCUGUAAUCGAUUUGUAAAUUACUUAAUGCGAACCGAAGAUAUUUUAAAUACAAAAAAAUCAAGCAAUGCUUUUGUUUGUUUUAUUUUUAUGUUUUUUUAUUCCAACUUCUUUUUUUUCCAUAAUUGUUUCACGUGUCUGAAAGAGUACAUUACUAAAUAACAAACACUCAAUAUUUAUUUUAUUUUUCUGUGUUAAUUAAAGGUUUAAUAACUCUUGGCAAACACUGCUAAAGUCAUGUCAGAACUAAUGUUUUACUUUUUUUUUUCAUUUUGGUCAGUUAUAUUAUGUUUCGUUCUCCAUUGCCGCCAGCUUCCGUGUGCAUCCAUUUGGUGUGAUUUAUUUAAUACACAGUAAACCGAAUGUGUUUUUAUUCAUUCACGGAUAUGGUUUUGAAUCGAGAGACAGUUAAUAAAAAAAUUCGUCUUCA